AUACCUAUAGGUUCGAUUGUAAGAGUUAAAUAAUAUUGUACAAAUUUAAUUUUGUUCAAAGGUAGAAAUAUUUAAUAUGUUUAAUGUAUGUAAUAUGUAUAUAAUGAGUAGUAGUUACUUACCUAUUCUUGACUAGGUGUUUUAAAGAGCAGAGAAUUUCAUAUAAUGGUUAUAUUUUGUGUGUUGUAAAUUUAAUACUAGCACGAUUAUUUAAAAUGUCAGAAAACUACAAAAUACAGGUAAAUGGAUUUCUUAUAUACUAUAUCAUCUCCUUUACCUGCAUCCCAAUUAUUUGGGGUUCGCUCUUUUCGUCCUAAACUUCCAUUUGACUUGAUCUUCCUCGAUUCACAUACUUAUUCUCAAAAAUCCAAUCAUCUCUUUUUGGUCUUCCUUUUUCCCUUUUCAAAACUUAAAGUCAUAAAUGCUAGGUCAUUAUCAUAAAAAUGUGUUCUUUCAGUUGAAACAAGUUGAACAAUCUAUUCAACAUUCAACCAGUGAGGACCAAUUGAAUGAGCUGUUGUCAUUACGAGAUAGUUUAAUCGAACUUAUAGCUUUGACUUCCGAAAGUCCUGCAACCAAGCAGACUGCUGAACAGUUUUUAGAUGACGAAUAUGCUUUAUUUAAGGUAGACACAUGAAAUAAAUGCACUAAACCUCACCAUUUAUUAUUAUCAAAUAUUUUAUUUUUUUUUUUUUUUGAAAUUAUUUGUUUUUUGGCCCUAAUUUUGUAAAUAUUUCACUUGUUUUUCAAAAAUCAUUAUAGAAGUUAUGACGAAAAAAUGUUUUGUAGUAAUAUGUGUGGGGGAAAAGCAAUAUACCUAACACCUAACCUACAUUUUCAAUCUGAUACUACUUCAAAAAGGAUAGUGUGCUAAACGUAAACAUGAACCUUGGUACUCGAGACCCAGGUCUUCAUAUUGAACUUGCAAAACUUUAAAAACUACUUCAAAUUGCUAUAACUUCUUAAAUAAUAUUUUCCGAAAAAUUCUAAUUCCAUCAUCAUAUUCAAUGAAAACGACAUUUAAAAAGAAAAAAAAAUGGAAUAUUUAGUUUUUGUUAUACAUUUUUUCUAAUGGUUUUCCCGAAAAAUUCAAACAUUUCAAUGUUAGGAAACAUUUUUUUCUAAAAAGAAGAAUUUGAAAAUUGUAAGUUAAUUGGUAAAUUGCACUUAAGUCUACUUUCCUACCAAAUACAAUAAUAUACAUUUCAUGGUACCUAUUAGUUUUCAUUAAACGUUUAAAUAAAAAUUUUACAGGCUGAAAUCAAUGCAACUCAUGAAAACGAUAAUAACUAUGACAAAGAUGAGCAGUCAUCCUGUGAUAUUUUAUAUGUUUCUAAAAAUGACAAAGUAUGUACAAAACAAUAAAAUUAAAUCAUAAAUAUGAGUAAUUUAUACAGCCUUUGAAUGAAUGUGUAUUUUUAGUUUAGUAUAUAGUUAUACUAAACAUUUAUGCAACAAAUUAUAUCUAAAUUUGUAUGUUAUAUUUUAUAGGUAACUACUGAUUUCCAAUCUCAUAUUUCAACUAUUGAAAUAAAUUCAGAUAGUGAUAGUUCUUGUGAAAUUGUUAAUGAUCGUCUUGAAUCUCCUGGAAUUGAAGUAAAUUUAUUAUGAUUUGUUUUUAUUACACUGUUAUAUUUUUGUAUGUACACACUAUAGUUGCAUACCACAUCUGAUUUGCUUUAUGAACUAAUUUUUGAUAAAAAUUUGUUUUUUAUCAGAAUGAGUUGGCUAAUUUGCAAGGAUCUAAGUGUCAAGCUCCAUUUAAAAAUGAAUUUGAUGAAAUGUCAACUUAUCAUAAUGCACUUAUUAUGUCUGUUGAAAUGAACAAUUCAACAGAUCAACAAUCAUUGGAUGAUAUAAUGGUAAAUUUAAGUAAAUAAUAAAAUUAACUUUAUUUUGUGAAUUCAGCUAUUACACAAAAAGACAUAGGUAAUUAUUUUUUAUUAUUAAAACAAUUACCAUUACAUUAGUGUAAAAUUCCAUGUUGCAUAAGUUAGAUUAAAUUAAAUAUACCCAAUCAAUUAAGACAUGUAUUAUUUUGUAUUAGUAACAUUUAUUUUAUAAACAUAAGAAAAAUGUGAUUGGUUAAUCUGCCCUUCAGAACCAAUAAUUUUUCUAUAAAUAUGUAUAAUAUAAAAAUGUACAGUAAAACACAGUUUUAAUUGUGUGUGCAAUUAUUUUACAGGUAACUGUAUUCUAUACCAACCCUGUAUGUAAUCAAAUGUUACCUUGUCAAUACUUUUUGAAUGGUGAAUGCAAGUAUUCUAAUGAUAGAUGUUAUUUUUCACAUGGACAUCAAGUUCCAUUAUCACAUCUCACAGAAUUUAAGUAAUUGUCUUUAAUAAUUGUUGACUGAUUAAGUAUAGUGUAACUUGAUAUAAAAUAUUUAAUUGUUUGUUAAUUUUGUGUUUUUUUUUUUUUAAUACUUAUAGAGAACCUGAUUUUAACCUUUUGAAAGUGGGAAGUUUAGUAUUAGCAAAAUCUUGUGAAGGUGGUCUUUGGGCAAGAGCAAUUAUUGUAGAUAUUGUACACAGCACUUCAACUAAUGAGGGAACAUGUGUUGUUAAAUUUGAAAUCAAAGGACUUGGGGAAAUAGAAGUUCCAAUGCAAAAUAUUUUUCCCCUGAUUGGCAAUGGUAUGUUAUUUUAAUGUUUAUGAAUGGAUAUUAUAUAAGAUAUAUCUAACAUUAAUACCUGAAACCUAAAAUAACAUUGUUCUGUUCAAUAUUUUUAAGAUUUUUUUUCUUACUCUAUGAUUCCUCUAUUAAUUUUUUAUUUGAAACUAAAAAUAAAAAUUAUAUGUAAAUAAAUAUGUAUGUAUUAUAUUUUAUUAACUAUAUUUAUUUAUGAGUAUUAAACAUUUUAAUAGUUUUUAUUAUUUUAUUGUUUUCAAAAUUCAAGAUGACCAUUUUAUAAAUAUAUUUUGAAAUAAAAUUUUAUUGUCACAAAUAUUUACUAAUGAUGAAUCGUUAAGUUUCUACAAUAUGUCAAGUGUUCAAAAGUCAAUUUGAAUAAAUUCAUGUUUUAUAAAAGUCAUGUGUUGUAAAUAUAAUUUUAGAAAAAAUCUAGAUUUAGCUCUGAUGGAAAAUACAUUUUAAUCUUGAACUAGAUUAUUUAAUCAAUUAUUUGAAAUACAUGAAUCAGUUGAAAGAGGAAACAGAGCUAUUAUAUUCAUUUCAAUUUCAUAUCUAUACAUUUUAUCUAUAUAUAUAUAUAUAUUUAUAACAUAUGACUGAGAAAUAAUGAAAAAUAUUAAACAGAACAAAAUUUAUUUCAGGUGUCAGAUCUUCGUGUUUCGGCUUGUAUUAAUUCAGGGGGGGAUGAGAGUGAUCUAUUCACUUCUAUUACAUUAUAUUAACAGUUCUAAAAAAUUACCUUUUUCCUUUCCUUGACAAAAUCAUUUGAUUGCCACCAAUGUAUUUAUAUAUAUUUUUAUAGACAAUGAAUUGCUCGAGAUUGCAUCUGAUAGUGAUGAAAACAGUAAAACUAUAGAACGUGAUGCAGCGAUUGUUAAUAAAGUACUAUUAAAUGCAGAACCUGUACAAUCUCUAGGUAGUUGGGAAAAACACACAAAGGUAAUUAUUAUUAAAUUUAUUAAAUAAAAUUAAGGAAUUAUAUUGGAAUACCUACUAAAAAUCUUACUUUAUAUUAUUUUCUGAUAGCUACAAUCAUGACAAAUCGGUUUUUAAUAUUACUCAUAGCUUUGUAUUGUUAUUAUUUAUAUAUCAUCCAAUAUUAAACAUUCUUUUUUUUUUAUUAUUUAAUUUUAUAAUAGGGUAUUGGUUCAAAAUUGAUGGCUAAAAUGGGGUAUAUAAUGGGAGCAGGUUUAGGUAAAAACGGUGAAGGGCGGAUUAUUCCUGUGGAGGCUACAGUCUUACCAAAAGGAAAAUCAUUAGGUAAGCAGCAAAAUAUGUUGCAAUAAAGUUCAAUCAAUGUUAUUUAUUUUGUAUGUUAUUUUCAGAUCACUGUAUGUCUAUAAAGAAUACAGUACAAAUUCAAAAUGCUCGAAAAAAGCACAAGCAACAAAUGCAAUUAGAACGAUCUAUGAAGAAAUCGUAUGAAAAAGCAUUAGAAAAGCCACCUGAUGUUUUUACAUUUCUCAAUAGCAAUCUUAGUAAGAGAAUCAAGUAUAUAGUUAAAUUAAAUUUGUAUUUUACCUUAUACCUUGUUUAUAGAUAUUAAAAGUACUAAUGAAAAUAAAAACACAAUUGACGAAAAAAAAUUGAAAAGUUCUACUAAACAUGACUUAAAUGUUAGAAGUUUGAAAAUUGAAGAAGACAUAAAACGACAACAAAUACAAAUACAAGAAUUAAAUUACAAAUUGAAUCAAAGUAUGGUUGGUUCUGUACAACGUAAUGUGGUUAAUCAGAAAUUGAAUGAAGCCAAUAUUCAUCUCACAAAUUUGAGAACUGAAGAAAAAUCAAUACAAAAAGAACACACAUAUAGAGAAACACAUAAAAAAAUGACUGUAUUUUAAUUAAAAAACAUUUAUUGAUAUUUAUUUUAUCUGGUGUUAGUAUUAGUAUUUUUAGGGAAAAAUAUAUCUACCCAAAUAAUUGAAUAUAAGUAAUUAAAAAAAAUAUAGUAAUUUAAAAUUAUAUUUAUGAACUUAUUGUGUAUAAUAUAAUAAUAUUAUCAUAUGUAUAAGUAAUAAUUGUUAAGAUUAAUUCUUAUUGAUUCAUUGCCGUAAAAUAUGUGACCACCACUUGGAUUUACAAGUUAAGACUAUUCAAAUUGUCCAACAAAAAAUUUAAUUAAAUUUGAAUAUAUGGUUAACCAUAUAACAUUUAUAUUUAAAUAAAAAAUUCAAAUUAAAAGUAAUGCCAUUAUAUUUUCGAAUGUUAUUAUUGUUGACUAAUGAUUAUAUUUUUUACUUCAUAAUUGUUUAAACUAACGGCUUUCAAUAGUAUAUGAAAAAUAAAAAAUACAAUUAAUUAUACUAAAUAUUAUAAUCAAUAUAAGUACAGAACAAAUUUUUACACAACAAUCAUUUAAGAUCUAAUAACGUUGAUUAUCUUUAUAACCCUUGUAAACGGAAAACUUUGUUGAACUUACUUAUUUAUACUUUCUUAUAUAUACCUUCCUAGAACAUUAAACAAGAAUUGACCAAGAGUUUAAGUGUAACCCUCACAGUCGUGUGUGAUUGGCCUGAACAAAGUAGAAUAAAUACACAAAAAAAAACCAAACUCUCAUGAAAAUAUGUAAGGGAUAACCAUAAACUAAUGGAUCCCACAAAAGUUAACUUAUUAACAUUCAUAUCUUACAAUAUUUAUUUUAAUUAAAUGUUUUAAUAAUCUCAUGAUUUUUAAAUUUUGAUAUGAAAUGUUUAAAUGUUAUUAUUCUCAGUAAUUAAUACAAAAAAAAGACGUCCUAGGAUAAUAGAAACGGGUGCAAGUCAUUGUUAUAGGUAAUUUAAUGUACCUCUGUAAAGAGAGAUAAACGAUUGUUAAUGAAAAAAAAACGAUUCUAAAUGCAGUUCAGUUGAUUGUGAUACUUUGUCA
Molecule: messenger RNA, 5500 nt
Organism: Cinara cedri
Lineage: Eukaryota; Metazoa; Arthropoda; Insecta; Hemiptera; Aphididae
Source: the annotation of a GenBank genome assembly